UGAUUUAAAAAUAAAAACAAAAAAUUGUAUUCACAAAAAACCCUCAACAUCCGCUCUUCUACCUCUCCGCCCGUAACUUUGCUUACAAUGACGAUGAAGGCAUCUUUGAAGGGUAGGUACGACACAGACAAGAGCGGCGCCGCCGCUAACGUCGCCGUUUUCGCCAGCGACGUCAAGCUCCGAGCUUCUCUCACCGAUGCCACCGUCGUCGGUGGCCCCAGCCUCAACGGCUUGGUUCUCGCCGUCGAAAAACCCGGCGUCUUCAUCGUCGACUACAACGUCCCCAAAAAGGACUUUAGGUUUCAGUUUAUGAACACAAUUAGGGUUGCAGAAAAGCCCUUGAAUUUGACUUACAUUCACAGCAAAGGUGACAACAGGACUAUUUUGGACGGGACUCUGGUGCUUAAUCCGGCCAACAAGGUCUCGGCCAAUCACGUACUCGGCACCGGAAAUGGGAAGCUCAAGUACAGUUAUCUGCACGGUGGGGUGACCACGUUCGAGCCUAGCUAUGAUGUGGCCAAGAAUUCGUGGGAUUUUGCGGUUUCGAGGAGGGUUUAUGGUGAUGAUGUGUUCAGGGCUAGUUACCAGACUUCGAGCAAGCUCUUGGGGCUGGAAUGGUCGAGGAAUUCGAAAGUGAAUGGCUCUUUCAAGGUGUCAGCAUCUGUCAACUUGGCCGAGGAACGUAAAGUGCCUAAGUUAACAGCUGAGAGUACUUGGGAUUUUGAGAUAUGAAGUAAUCUGAUUUGUUCCAUUUGCCAUCAAAAUUUCUUAUAGUCUGGUGAACAGCUUAUGAUUGGCUGCUGUUGGCUUAAAAACAUCUUUUGGCUGUUGGAUAGUGUGUUUUUAUUAGUGAGAUUCACAAUUGGCAGCUUGAUACUAGCAUUAUUGAAACUAGUAAUAACCUAAAAUACGAUUUGUUGAUC
Molecule: messenger RNA, 923 nt
Organism: Rosa rugosa (rugosa rose)
Lineage: Eukaryota; Viridiplantae; Streptophyta; Magnoliopsida; Rosales; Rosaceae
Product: outer envelope pore protein 24, chloroplastic
Exons: 3
Coding region: 88-732 (214 amino acids)
Biological process (GO): regulation of monoatomic ion transmembrane transport
Molecular function (GO): voltage-gated monoatomic cation channel activity
Source: RefSeq, a predicted model, not a curated record